AUAUAACCCAAGCACUGUUACAGAACCAGAUACUUUUCUCAUUACUUCUGAAAAGAACACAUUACAUCCUGAUGGACUUAACAGUGACUUUUAGUCUCGCCCUAAUGUUGCUUCAGAUUGUGGCUAUCAGAAGUGAAUUAUUUCUAUUUAACGAUGAGAGCCCUGAACAUGAUACAGCACAUGAUGGAGGGUUGAGGAGGAGAAAAAGAGAGUGGGUGAUUCCUCCAGUCCGUAUUGCGGAGGAAGGAAAGGGGCCUUUUCCCAAGCAGGUGGUCCAGAUCAAAUCCAGUUAUGCCAAAGAAACGACGAUGGUGUAUGAAAUCACUGGUGAGGGUGCAAACCUGCCUCCAGCAGGGCUUUUCACCAUAGACAAAGUCAGUGGUUUGCUCUAUGUGUCAAGGCCUGUAGACAGAGAGGCGAAACCUCGUUAUGUGCUUCAGGCUAAAGCUGUUUCACCGUCUGACCCCAGUAUAAAUGAACCUGCCAUGGAGGUGAUCGUGGAGGUGACGGAUGAGAAUGAUAAUAACCCCAUCUUCACCCAAAAUCCUUUCCUUGGCAGCGUACCAGAAGUUUCAAAAAUAGGAUACGAGUUCAUGACAGUCACUGCCACCGAUGCGGAUGAUCCCGACACUAGAAAUGCAGAUAUCAGAUACACCAUUAUCAAACAGGAUCCACCACUUCCAGAAAAAAACAUGUUCGAUAUCAACCCUGUUAGCGGAGCCAUCCGAGUCAAUGCUAAUGGGCUGGACAAAGAAAACUAUCCAAAAUACAUAUUGGAGAUUCUGGCAGCAGAUCUGGAGGGUGCCGGCCGCCGAAAUACAGGAACAGCUGUUAUUACUGUAUCAGACAGCAACGACAACGCACCCCAGUUUGAAAAGUCUUCGUACAAUGUGUCUGUACCAGAGAACCAAGUGAAUGUUGAGGUGGUGAGAAUGCUCAUCACAGAUGGAGAUGAGGAACUCUCACCUGCCUGGGCAGCAACGUUCAAGAUUGUUGCUGGUAACAGUGCUGGAUUUUUUAACGUUAGCACUGGUCCUAGCAAACAGGAGGGCAUCAUUACUACUGUUAAGCCGCUGGAUUAUGAGAAGAACAGAAAGUUCGUUCUGGAGGUUGCUGUGGAGAACGAAGUUCCUUUUGCUUUACCCAUGACCACCUCUACUGCCACUGUCACCGUCAACGUUCUGGAUGUGAACGAGGCUCCUGUGUUCAACCCAGUGGAGAAGGAGAUUUCCAGAGCUGAAGAUCUGGCGGUUGAUAGUGAGCUGACCGUGUACACCGCCACCGAUCCUGACAUAGAAAAGUCUCAGAAACUGACGUAUCGUGUGAACAGUGAUCCAGCCGGCUGGCUGAACGUUAACAAAUCAACUGGAGUGAUCAGGGUCAAGAGUCUAAUGGACCGAGAGUCUAGUUUAGUAAAAGAUGGCAAAUACAGAGCAACAAUCUUGGCUGUUGAUGAUGAUGACCAUCCAGCGACCGGUACAGGAACUCUUGUAAUUCAGUUGUUGGAUGUAAAUGAUAAUCCUCCCACCAUCGAACAAAGAGAAAUUAAAGUUUGCAAUAAGCAGUCAGCCCCGAUGACGCUGUCUGUGACUGAUAAGGACGGGCCUGAAUUUGGUGCUCCAUAUAGAGUGGAUCUGCAGGGAGAUAGUAGGAACAACUGGACUGCCAGGAUGAACGAUACAAGUGAGAUUUGA
Trichomycterus rosablanca is the source of this 1694-nucleotide messenger RNA. Its product is annotated as B-cadherin-like. The transcript is spliced from 11 exons. Gene Ontology annotation, molecular function: cadherin binding; calcium ion binding. Gene Ontology annotation, cellular component: catenin complex; cytoplasm; adherens junction. The record is from RefSeq and is a predicted model, not a curated record. NCBI's taxonomy places the organism in Eukaryota, Metazoa, Chordata, Actinopteri, Siluriformes, Trichomycteridae. Gene Ontology annotation, biological process: cell-cell junction assembly; calcium-dependent cell-cell adhesion; multicellular organism development. The coding region runs from base 72 to 1694 and encodes 540 amino acids.